This is a messenger RNA of Symsagittifera roscoffensis, 2456 nucleotides long. RefSeq lists its product as uncharacterized. Gene Ontology annotation, biological process: regulation of transcription by RNA polymerase II; cell differentiation. The record is from RefSeq and is a predicted model, not a curated record. NCBI's taxonomy places the organism in Eukaryota, Metazoa, Xenacoelomorpha, Acoela, Convolutidae. Gene Ontology annotation, cellular component: nucleus. Gene Ontology annotation, molecular function: DNA-binding transcription factor activity, RNA polymerase II-specific; sequence-specific DNA binding. The transcript has 3 exons. Bases 407 to 2320 code for a protein of 637 amino acids.
GCCAUGCACCAUUCAGCAGUUAGAUCUCUUCUCUCUUUCUCUUCUCUUUUCGUGGGUUCUCUUCCUUAAAGGUCAACUUUUCCGAUAAACCUCAAAUUAAAUCCUCUCCGCAAAUACAGCUAACACUGACAACAAAUUCGGCAGCAAGCUCAUAUUCGAAUUAACCCGUCUUUUAUCAAUCUAAGCAAACUUUCCAGAAUUCAUGAAAGGAGUCCACAUUUAAAAGCUGCUAUCAUUAUCUUUGUCAAAAGGAACACAUGUUUAAAAUCAUACCUUCUCGACAAACCAACCAAGCGUCGCUUCUAUUUAAACUCAGACUAACUUCAUUCAUUUUGUUUAGAAACCCAAAAUUUUUGGUUAAAAACCCAAAAUUUUGAGAACCCAGAUUGCGAUCUUGAAAACGAAAAUGGCCUUGGACCUUUCCGCGUCAAGCUCCGCAGAAGAUGAUAUGAGCUCCUUUGACCCGCAAGGUCAUUUGGAAGAAGAAAUCGGCCCUAAUAUAUUCCAACAACCUUCUUUGCCGAGCGCUAUUGCACAAAUAAACAUUGCCAACUUACUUGCUACAAACAAUUAUCAACAAAAACUUGCCAUGAAACAUGCACAACAAAUUUCACCGUCAUUGCAGCUUUAUCAGCCAUCAGUUCCUGUGAAUUACCCGCAACCAAAUUACGGUCAACAAUUGUUUUCAGCCAUGUCAAAUCCCUGGUUGCAACACCAAAGCUUUUUGGCUGAAUAUCAGAAAAUAUUACUUGAAAACGUGGCGAACCAAUCGUCCAUACUUCAUGGCUUACAUCAGAGUUUGAAAAACGAUCAGUUCCCGCCCCCCUGUCAGGACUCGGCAGCUUUCAUGACUCCAAAAACCGAAGCCGAACUGGAUUUAAACUCUCCGAAACAUUUGAAAGCAUUAGCUGAGAAAAUAAAACAAAAAAGCAACAGGAAGACACUUCAGAAAGUUGAAAAACUGCCCAAAAAAGCGCGAAAAUUGUUUAAAAAUACCGGUGAAUAUGGAAAUAUUGCAAAUAUUGUUGCGAGCAACUAUUGUUUGAAGAAAGAGGACGACUCAAUGGGAACAAAGACGCCAUCAUCGCAAAGUGAACCACAAAACUUUGGUCACAAUUCUUCGCUCAACCAACUCAAAAUAGACGAAGACCAGCCUUUGGAUUUGACCUUGAAGUCUCCGGGUCACAGGGUCAAUUCAGUGCCUGAAGGUGCAAUGGCAAUUGAUCUUUCGUCACCUAGGGCAAGCUGCUUCGCAAUGGAGUUUCCGUCCCUGGUGUCCAAUGAUAAUGGGGGAGGGACGGGAGAGUUUAUUGGGGAGACUUCGUCGGAGCCUGUAAUUGACGUCAGGAACCAUGAAGUGAUUGGCUAUGCGGACUCUGCCAAGAUGCCGAGGUCUCGCAAGGAGUGCAGAAAAGGACCAGGGACGGCGCGUAAUCUGAAGAGUGCUAAGUUGUGGGAGUUGUUGCUGUGGCUGCUGAGCCGACCAGACCAGUACUCGGCUGUGAUCCAGUGGCGCAACAGGAGCAUCGGCUUCUUCAAACUCCUCAACGAUGACUACCUUUUGGACAUCUAUAACGACUACAAGGACAGCAUUCCAGGUCGCCAACCAUCGAGUAAGAAGAUUCUCUACUCCAGCAUCACGAGGGCUUUGAGACACUACUACUGGAACAGCACCCUACACCCCACACCCAAGAGGAAGACAUACCAGUUCGGACCCAAUGCCACCGGGUGGCAGAGAGGGGUUGAGAGAGAACACGCCCUCCAGAGUCUGUACCAGUGGGAACAGAUCAAAGCCAUGAAGAGCCUGCAAGAUCCAGGCAUGCGAGUACUAUACGCCAAGUAUGGCAAAGACUUCGCUACUAAUUGCUCCGACGAAGACCAAAAUGACGUCACUAUGUCGAAUGAAAGCCUAGAGAAACUCGUUGCCAAUUAUAGCGCGUUGAGUUCUUCGACCUUCGCAACUCCUUCAGAAAUAUCGCCAAUUUCAACAAGAAAUGUUUUUCUGCCAAGUCCAGAAAAAGACUUGUCGGAAGUUUCGAUAUCGGAGUAUGAAGAUGAUUCAUUUAAUUUGCAGAGCAAUUCGAUUGACGUCGGAACUUUCGAAUCAGGCCAUGUUAACUCUGGUGCACUGAACAAUGAAUUACAAACACAGAUCAUCAUACCAGAACCUCCCAAAAAUAAAAUGGUUCACGUUUGCCCUGAGAACUCAGCUGCGAUUGAAAGCUCCGCAAAUCAGCUGAUGAAAACUUCGACUAACAACGGAAUUGAAGAAGCCACAACUUCGACUUCCAAAGCAAACAUAGAGAACACUCAAAACUAAUUAUAAAUCAAUUGAGUGACAAAAAAUCUUCUCGGUAUUAUGAGAGCGGGUUUUUUUUCCUGAGAGCAAUUUUUCUGGAUUUCGAAUUUUAAAAUUUGACUAAAAAUCUCUGUAAAUAUCGUAUAUACUUCUACAA